Eleginops maclovinus (Patagonian blennie) is the source of this 5810-nucleotide messenger RNA. Its product is annotated as lysophosphatidylcholine acyltransferase 1. The transcript has 14 exons. The record is from RefSeq and is a predicted model, not a curated record. Bases 375 to 2012 code for a protein of 545 amino acids. NCBI's taxonomy places the organism in Eukaryota, Metazoa, Chordata, Actinopteri, Perciformes, Eleginopidae. Gene Ontology annotation, cellular component: endoplasmic reticulum. Gene Ontology annotation, molecular function: 1-acylglycerophosphocholine O-acyltransferase activity; calcium ion binding; lysophosphatidic acid acyltransferase activity.
AAGGAUGAGUGGCGCAUGCGUCUAGUGAGAAGAGCGGAAUCGUGGCUCAGUUAGCAUCCACAACUAGCAGACUGAGUGGUUGGGAAACACGGUGUGGAGGAAGGCGUCCUGCGCACUGUAGGCAGAGAUAUAUCAGCGACUUCAAAUAUCCUCUGCUAAUCCUUGAGCUAACCAUUAUCCCUCCAUGCUGUCCGAGAAAGGGAGAUAACGAUAAUAACAUUGCACUGCCACCUGAAUUAGCCACCGUGCAAUACUGAUAAGGGAAACUGCGUUUUGCGUGAGGAAUCCAACGUAAGGUUUUAGGCAUAACCCGUUUUCUGUUCGGAAUAUAAAACAUAUAGCUGUAACCUCGACCUACGUGACUUCUUGCAAGAAUGAGGUUACCGAGUAAGAGACGAUGUGCGAUUGAAGAAGAUGGAAAGAAGAUGGACCAAGCUCCUCCGUUCAGAAACCCUUUUGUGCACGUCUUGAAAUUCUCCCCUCUGGAAAAGGCAAAGAUUGCAUUAAUGACAGUCACACUGUUCCCCAUCCGUCUGCUCAUAGCUGCAUUCAUGAUGCUGCUGGCUUGGCCUUUCGCCUUCCUGGCCUCAGUAGGGCGCUCGGAGACCACCGUCGAACCCCAGUGCCUCUGGAGGAGAGUGGUGGACAUAAUUCUGAAGAUCAUCAUGCGGGUCAUGUGGUUUGCGGGGGGUUUUCAUUGGAUGACGGUGAAAGGGCGAAGGGCGUUACCCGCAGAAGCACCCAUCCUAACCCUGGCCCCCCACUCGUCCUACUUUGAUGCCAUCCCAGUCACAAUGACAAUGGCCUCCAUCGUAAUGAAGGCCGAGAGCAAGGACAUACCUCUCUGGGGCACUUUGAUAAAGUUCAUCAGACCGGUGUUUGUCUCACGGUCGGACCAGGACUCCAGAAAGAAGACUGUGGAGGAGAUCAAACGCAGAGCCCACUCUGGAGGGGAAUGGCCUCAGAUAAUGAUAUUUCCAGAGGGAACAUGCACAAAUAGAUCCUGCCUAAUCACCUUCAAGCCAGGGGCCUUCAUCCCAGCUGUACCUGUGCAGCCCGUAGUGAUUCGUUACCCCAAUAAACUGGAUUCGAUCACAUGGACGUGGCAAGGGCCUGGAGCGUUUGAAAUCUUGUGGCUGACACUCUGCCAGUUGCACAACGAGUUUGUGGUUGAGUUCCUUCCCAUUUACACACCGUCAGAGGAGGAGAAAAAGAACCCUGCUCUCUAUGCUAUCAACGUGAGACGUGUCAUGGCUAAAGCCCUGGGGGUUCCCAUCACAGACUACUCAUUUGAAGACUGCCAGCUGGCCAUGGCAGAAGGCCAGCUGAGAUUGCCAGUGGACACCUGUCUGCUGGAAUUUUCCAAGCUCGCCAGGAGACUGGGGCUAAAACCCCGGAACACUGAGAAGGUUCUGCAGGAUUAUGGGAACAGAGCCAGGAAGCUGGAAGGUCAGAAGUUGGACUUGGACGACUUUGCUCAGUUCCUCGACGUGCCAGUUUCAGAGAUGCUCCGAGACAUGUUCGCUCUUUUUGAUGAGCAUGAAGAUAACUGCAUGGAUAUCAGAGAAUAUGUGAUAGCCUUAUCUGUCAUAUGCAGACCCGCCAAAACUCUGGAAACGAUGAAACUGGCCUUCAAGAUGUUUGAGGCAGAGGAGGACGGUGCCAUCACAGAGAUGGAGUUGGCAGUCAUCCUGAAAACGGCUUUAGGAGUGACGCACCUCAGUGUGUCGCGUCUCUUCACUGCCAUCGAUCCUGAAGACACAGGGAAGUUAACAUUUGAUAAGUUCAGAUGCUUUGUGGAGCAGCACCCGGACUUUUCAGAGGAGUACCUGUAUGCAGAAAACGCAGGCCUCAGCAGCGGCUCCUGCCACACUCACCACACAGAGCCCAGCCUGUCCUCCCGGAAGCUGCGAGGCACUGCCAGCAACAAAACAGCUAACGGUAUCUGCCCUGACUUCAGCCCCAAAGACCACGAUGGCACAAGAGAUGGACUAUUCAAGAAACAUAACUAAAAGGGUUUAAAAAAUUACAGUGGAAGAAAAACCAGCCUCUCUCCUGGUGAGAGGGUGUUGUGUAAGGGGGUGGGGGGCAGAGGGUAGCGAUGUACUUGUUGGUUAGUGAAAUGUUUUAAAAGUAAGGGACUACAUUUUAGUAACCACAACUACAAAAAUGAAGAAGUUUAUCUUACCCUUUUUUAAGUAUUGUGUCCAUGGAUUUCUUUCAGGUUAUUUUCAGCCUGGUACCGAGUUUAUUUUGUUAUAAAUUCCUUUUUUUUUCAUAGAAAGGAUCGUCAAAAUGCCAAACAAUGGCUGUUUGAGAUGCUUGAAUACUUGAAGGGCAAGCACUUAUAAGAAAGUUUUGGGGCAAAUGUUUUUUCCUCCAACAUAGUGCUCCCUGUGCAUGUGUUCAACAUGAUGGAAGAAAGCAAAAACACAAGCCCCGGACAGGGAAGUUAUCAAAUAUAUUAGUAAAAUCAGUGUUGGAUUUUCUUUUACCUGUACCUUUUAUCUGUUUCCUCUCUUUAAUGGUAGCUGCCUUUUUAACUGAAAGUGCAGAAUGCAUGGGCUCAUGUUGUUUUGAGCAGUACUGAGGAUUAUUUAUCUGAAGAAGGGAGGCCUGAGGGUACUGGUGACAAUUGUAGCUACAGUAGCCACAUUUGAGGUUAACCCGGGUCUCUGUGAGUUGACGGUCAUAAUUGCUAUGAGCCUCUUACAUAUACAGUGAUACAUUUGAUUUAGCUCAGGGUUCAGUGACAAAAAUGAAAAAUGUAACUUGUAUGAUGUCAUCAUUUUUGACACUCACUGGGUGAUGUGCAUGUCUUUUUUUUCAGAACUCAUCUGUUACUCCUCAUUCACAUUACCGUCACACAUUUCUUUCAGGUUGGCAAAUUCGAGUGUCUUUUUUUCAUUGUUGAAAUCACACAACGUGGACCAAAAAUGCAUUGGGUGAUUUAAUGUCACCCGUCAUCUUUGUACUGUCCUUUUCUGUCAGUGGUGUAAUGGCUGCAAGGAGGGGGUGCAGGGGGGUGCUCACAUAUGUGGCCAUUGAAAGCACAGUUAGUUAGGUGGCUUUGUAGGGUGUUCUAAAGGCAAGGUCGUAAUACAUCCCUUUCUGUCUUACACUGGUAUAUUUGUAGUCAUUCCUACCAUUUUCACAGCAUAUCCUCAGUAUCUCUGAAAUGCCUACUCUCAUGUGUUCAUUGAAUAUGUAAACAACAAGCCUUAAGUUGCUGGUUUUUAAAAGAUACCCAAGCAACUUUCCAUCUAGCCACUUUCAAGGGACCACUCUAGAAUUGGAAAAAAAUCUACCUAUGGUAUUAUGUUGGCCUUUCUUUGUUUUGUGUUUGUAUUGGUCUAAUUGGCACGCAAUGUGAUUUUAUUACUUCUUAGUGCACUAUCAUGCAGCCUGUGGCCGUUUCAUUUAUAAUCACAGGCUCGGUUGGCCUAUGUGUUAUUAACACUAUAUAAGAUUACAAAUGUAAUCUCAAGUCAUUGUUCUUUUGUCAUUAGUGUUCUUUAACAUAUUUGAGCACACAGUUGAAUCAGACUGAAGUGAAGGACUCUGUGAUUUUUUUUUUCCCUAAUGUUUCGCAAUGUGUCCAGAAUCUACCAUAGAGUAUCUUUCUCUGAUUUUUAAAUCAAGAAUCUAAAAUAAUAAUCAAUUUUUGGAUGUAUUGGCCAGAGAGCCGCACAUGUUGAUGCUCAUUUCAAUCAUUUGCCAACAUGUAAUUGGCAGGUUUUUUUACCUUGUUUAUUUCUAUCUCGUAUUUCUGCAAACAACCGAAUACUCACAAAAUGAAAACGAUAAUAUACUGCAAUGUCUUUGUUGUUAUUGUAUAGCACAACUAAGUGUUAAAGGGAAUGCCUCUCCUGAGCAGAUGAAAUGAAACACAAGAGACUCUGUAGCCAUUUAUACUUGGGAUCUGAGCAGUCAUGGUUUCAAUCCAUUGAGUUUGUGUUUAUGGAUAUCACUUCAGAGUUAACUCAUAUUAAUGAUAAUGUUUGUGUGGGUGAGCCUCACAUUCCCAUCCCUUUCAUGACCAUGCAUACUGUACAUGUGCUCUCAUUAUGGCUUUCGGGGAAGCAAUAUUUCACAUCUCUUAAAACUUCUCAAAGUAUAUGCUUUUAAAUAGUUCUGAUAUGUAUUUUGAAUAUUCCGAAUGCAGGACAUUUUGUGAAUUUUUGAUAUACGUAUAUGAAUGAUUUUUAUUUCCACUGCCAUGACAGAGAUCUGUGAUCUUCUCUCUUUUGCAGAUUGUAUUGAUGGAGAAAAAUGAGCUACAUUAUCAUUUUCCUUUGUAUAAUACUGCAAAUGUUUUGUGUCGUAUAUCUCCUACACAGUGUAAAGGUUUAUUGUUGUUAUAUUAUUACUGCUGAUUAUCGCUAAGUUGACUGCUUAGAAACAACAAUGCAGAUUUCUUAUGGAAACCGAUAGCCUUGAAUCUAUAGAGUUUUUAUGCUAAAAAAGAGAAUGUAUAGACAAUCUUGUCACUAUCAGAAGCUACCCAAAGCGCUGAUCGCCAGUGGACAUAUUCCCAAAAAGUCAUGGUUUUCAAAUUUAAACUUUUUAUCCUGUUUAAACCCUUUCUCUCUCCAUUGACUUUUUUUAUGUUUAAGGCAUGCAGGUUGACGUAGGCAGUGUGUCAGGCCUUGAGGUGAUGUCUGCCACCACAUGACGGGCCGUAUCGCACAAACUGUACGCAUAUAACAAUAUUUUAAUAUUUACCCCUUACUACUCUGACUUUGUUUAAAUUGUACGUAUUUGUGCUUGCACUUUAGAUUAUUUUCUUUAUUUUUUUUAAAGAAAUAUCACAUUACUGUAAAGCAUGUUAAGUUUGUAGGUUACAGUAUUGUAGCUCUAUUUUGUUAAUAUAAAACGUUUUUGCAUUCAAUUAUCUGCUGCAAUAAUGAAAGCACAGAAGAAAUUUGAGGUCACACAUUACAGGAGGCUGUCCAAAGUCCUACUUUACUUUACUGUAAGAGCUUGGUUAGUGUAAACAUCCACACGUCUUUGGAUUUUGGAAUUUGUACAGCUUGAAACAACUUUGUAAAAGCAUAGGACUUGGCACCGACCUUCUGAUUCGAAUGACAAAAAACUGCACCGUGGAAUGAUUAAAUAUGAAAUGUACUCCCAAGUGAUGUGAUUUUACACCAGGUGUCUCAUUAUACAAUUCACUCUAUAUGUAUAAGGGAACCCAUACUGUUUGUGUACAUAGGUGGAGAACCAAGAAUGAAAUGUACUGAGCCACAGUUACCCCUUUUUUUGAACACAAUGUCAAUGUGAAGUUCUAAAGGAUCAUAUAUUUUAUCAGCAAGUCAAAUAUGUGCAUUUAUAUAUAUUCAAUACUUCAGUACAAUUUGGCAUCGGGCUGUACUAAUAUAGCGGGUCCAUUUUUUUCACACUUUCCCUUUAUGUCAAAUAUCUCUGUAGAGGUGACUCUAGUUUUUGUACUUGCUAUCAAUCUGAUCAAAUGUAAACCUGCGAGAGAUACACUUGUAUGUAUGCUACUGCUGCCUGCUUCCCUCAGUUUGUCCAGCAGAGAGCCUAAGACGAAAGACUUGUGUACUCUUAACAGAGCGAUAGUGUUUUUCUGAUGGCUUAUGUCUGUGGACCAGGAAACUGAACUCUCUGUUUUCUCUGUAGCUUUACUUCCUGUCUUUUUUCUAUACCCAACAGGUUUUAUUUUAUUAAUGCAUUUUGAUUAUGAAGAGUCAUUACUGCAAGCUACUUUGAAUUUGUCUGUUCAGGACUGCUAUGAUAUAACUUGUUAAUGUGACUCUUGGAUUGAAAUAAAAAAUGAACUGUUAACA